AUGGUGGGUACUGUAGGUGUCGCACAGAGAGCCAGUUGCACAACAUCUGCACUCAGAAUAUUUGUCCGCGGAAGCCAACGUUAUAAUCCGCGUGUUAAGGUCGAGUGUCUGCAUGCGUUGUGCUUUGACUUCGUUGAGGUCAAAGCUCAAACACUGGUUGCAUAUAUUGGAGCACCAGCUUCAAUUACAGGGGCUCUGCACCACAAAGCAAAUCUUUCCUUUGUGUAUAAAACAGCAGGCGCACUGUCGUAUGCUUACAGAUAG
Molecule: messenger RNA, 264 nt
Organism: Purpureocillium lilacinum
Lineage: Eukaryota; Fungi; Ascomycota; Sordariomycetes; Hypocreales; Ophiocordycipitaceae
Source: RefSeq, a predicted model, not a curated record